Nerophis lumbriciformis (worm pipefish) is the source of this 1599-nucleotide messenger RNA. It is a transcript of the gene oxnad1, whose product is annotated as oxidoreductase NAD-binding domain containing 1. Gene Ontology annotation, cellular component: mitochondrion. Lineage: Eukaryota; Metazoa; Chordata; Actinopteri; Syngnathiformes; Syngnathidae. The record is from RefSeq and is a predicted model, not a curated record. Gene Ontology annotation, molecular function: oxidoreductase activity.
CCAGUCUGCCUAUGACGUCACAGAAGAAGACACGGCGCGGCAUCUGAAGAAGAAACUGUUACUCUAUCAUGUAACGUUAACAUGACCAAGGUUAUUAUCAACUUAUUAACGGAACAAGACAUGAAUAUCUUGUGAAGAAAACGGCCAUACCGUGUUGAUGUUACCUUUUAGGUCGCGCAUUGAUAUCCUCACAAGUGGAGAUGAGCGUCCACUGCGUCCUGACGUCUGCUGGGCGAAGCUUGUCUCUAUCGUGUCCCGCCGCUGGACUUCUACGCUCCCUUCUUCCUCCUUCCAUCACAAGAAGAAACAUGGCCUCCAAAAGACUAAUGGACCACCUCGAGAGGACGGCACACAACCAGAGACAAAGCGCUCUGUAUCCUGCUCAAGUGUGCGGCAUCAUAAACGAGUCAGAGACUGUAAAACGUCUCAGGAUAGCCGUCCAUCCGGACUUUAACUUCAAGGCGGGACAAUGGGUGGAUUUGUUCAUCCCUGGAGUGGAGAAGGUGGGAGGUUUCUCCAUGUGCUCCAGCCCAGGUCUGCUGCAGAGGGAGGGGGUAGUGGAGUUGGCCGUCAAAUACUCCAAACACCCGCCAGCGCACUGGGUCCACACGGCGUGCACUCUGGGCUCCCAGGUGGCCAUGCGUGUUGGCGGGGACUUCUACUUUGACCCCUCACCUGCAGACCCUGCCGUCAAUCUGCUGCUGGUGGCCGGCGGCGUUGGAAUCAACCCGCUCUACUCCAUUUUGUCGCAUGCGGCGGAUUUGCUGGAAGUCAGCCGUGCCCCCAUGGGUUCAGCGCACCUCUGCUACAGCGCCAAGACCACAGAGGAGCUUCUCUUCAAGAAUUCCAUCCUGCAGGUGUGCGGGCAGUUUCCUGAUAAGUUGUCAUGUGACUUCCAUGUGACCCAGCAGAGCAACGAUCUUGAGACACAUCUCCAGUCUUUCGUCAACCGGCAAAGAAUCACAGCAGAGGAGCUGCGGGCUCACGUGGACCCAGAAAGGACUUUAUGUUACCUCUGUGGACCUCCACCCAUGAUUGAGGCCAUCUCCAGAACCCUCCAAGACCUGGGCCUGGCACAGGACAGGAUCGUGUUUGAGAAGUGGUGGUAGUGACAUCAUCAGCGUCUUGCCCACUUGGGACCAGGAUGAUGCCGUGUUUGUGGUGCAGGUGACAAUGUGAACAAUACAUGGGAUAUUUAUUAGACUUGGACUUACACAAACUUUAACGAUCCACAAGGGAAAUUGGACUGAAAACAAGCUUUUACUCGGCUCCCAGGUGCCAAAUCCUACACUGAUUCUUACAAAAGUAUUUUUCUUGUCGUGCUUAAAACCGGCUGCUACACAGCAGACUGUCAUGGAGCCUCCAGGUGGCCUCUGAUUGGUCCACAUUCCUCUCAGCAGGGGGCCACCCAUUGGUUUCCAGCGAGGAAAUAAAUGAGAUUGAAGAAACGCUUAAUUUAUCGCCAUUUUUAUGUAAAUACAACACAUCCACAGUAGUCGGGAAUAAAUAACAAUGUUGUAACAACAUCAAUGACAGGAAACUGCUUACGAAUACUCUGUUUCCGUAGCAACGGCUGCCUAAAUAAACAUUCCACAUCAA